Molecule: messenger RNA, 1875 nt
Organism: Geosmithia morbida
Lineage: Eukaryota; Fungi; Ascomycota; Sordariomycetes; Hypocreales; Bionectriaceae
Exons: 2
Coding region: 1-1875 (624 amino acids)
Source: RefSeq, a predicted model, not a curated record
AUGGGGUCCCUGAGCCUCGCGCUGCUCUUUGCUGCUGCCGUUCCGGCAUCGGCAGCUACACCAAGGGGUAAAUCGACACGCACAAGCGCGUGGCCAGAGAUCACGGACAUGCUAACAUAUCCUCCUCCAGGCCCGUCAAACCGCGAUGCCGUAUCCGUCCCAGCAUACUCUCCGCCAAGCAUGCCCGCCUUCACACCCAGACCUCCUCUGACCCCAGGGGAGAGGCCAUCGUAUGCAAACCACUCGACACCUCUGGUCACGCCCGCCGUCAGCACGAUAUAUUGGGGGACCUCUCCUGCGUCCCGCAUCACCUCUUCAGAGUCGGAUUGCAUCCCCCCGGACGAGGAUCGUCCCCCGACCACCAUCAUCAUCACACACACGGCCACCACCACCUUCUACGGCGACCCGUCCAACUACACGGCCCCCUACCCUACCCUCAGCACGAGGUCGUACUGCCAAUCCCGUAAGCUUUCCAAGAAGCCCAGCAUCACCGCCACCCGGACCAGCUCUGAAGGUGCCACCGGCUCUGAACCCACCACCACAAUCAUGGGCACCACCAUGCCGCGCUUGACCUUUACCUUCAUCACCACCGACAAGAACCCCUCUGUUGUGUACUCGCCCGGCCCCACCCCGAACUACUCGGCCGCGCAUGACAACCCGCUCCCCGACCCCGGUGUGCACAAAUCGGCUCUCCACAGCCAUGGCAGUCAGAGCCAGGCCGAGCCGGCGACUACGGCAUCACCCAAGCCUAGCCACGCCAUCACGGCAGGGAGAACAUACGUCGUCAUCGACGGCAAAACAUACAACCAUCUCUCUGCCGGCCAGACCACGACAGUGACCGUAGACAGCGAUGGCGGCAGCGGCAGCGGCAGCGGUAGCGGCAGCGGAAGUGACAGCGGUAGCGGCAGCGGAAGUGACAGCGGCGGCGGCAGUGGCAGCGAAAGUGACGACGGCAGUGACGACGGCAGCGGCAGCGGCAGUGGGAGCGGGCCGAGAGAAGUCUUCACCGUGAACCCCACUGCCGUCGUGGGCGGAGGUACAACAGUCACCAAGCCUGCUCCCCCACAGCGACCCGAGACAAGACCCACCACGAGCAUGGUGAACGGCGUGCACGUCUCAGCGUCAGGCUCGGUCGUCGACAUCGGAAACGGACACAAGAUGACGGUCCCGGCCGACGGCACGACGAGCGUCAUUGACGGGCAACACGUGUCCAUCGCCCCGGGCAUGGUGAUCGUCGGCUCCUCAGAGACGAUGACGUGGUCUGUCGAGCCGACGCACGUGUUAGUCGCGGGUGGUGAUCUAGCCACCUUUAUCGGUCCGACGGUAGUCACAUCGUCGCCAUCCUGGACGACGACAACCAUUGACGACGACACGAUGACGCUGGGUCCUGAGGGCGUGGUGGUGGUCCACAACUCAACCUUUGGCGGACUGACGGUCGAGGCAACGCGCACGGAGCACGAGAUCGUAGGAGGCGCAUCAGUCACGCAGAUUGGCUCCACGGCCGUCGUCGUCGGAGGGAAGACGUACCCGAUCGGGAACGACGCCACGGCCGACAAGCCAGUGACCACAUCUCUGGGCGGCCAGGUCCUGACCAUUGGCUCAGACGGCGUCAAGGUGGGCACAAUGACCUUGAUCAGGUCGGACGGUCAGGGUGAAGGCGGUGACGACGACGAUGCCGUCACGACUACCAUCGUUCCCAGAAGCUCUUCCUCUUCUACCAGCUCUGACACCAGUUCUGAGCCUACCAGGACGGGAAGCAGUAUAAGUGUUGUCGAUGAUGAUGGUGGUGCAGGUAUAGUGUAUCCCAACCUGCUCUUGACGGCGGUUUCGGUCCUGUCUGUUUUGGCGUGUUAUUUUCUGAAUGGUUUGACAUGA